Molecule: messenger RNA, 1668 nt
Organism: Labeo rohita (rohu)
Lineage: Eukaryota; Metazoa; Chordata; Actinopteri; Cypriniformes; Cyprinidae
Gene: marc1
Product: mitochondrial amidoxime reducing component 1
Exons: 7
Coding region: 96-1073 (325 amino acids)
Biological process (GO): nitrate metabolic process
Cellular component (GO): mitochondrial inner membrane
Molecular function (GO): molybdopterin cofactor binding; nitrate reductase activity; pyridoxal phosphate binding
Source: RefSeq, a predicted model, not a curated record
UGGCUGCAAUAAAAACACUCCAUCAGAUAGCGUGAGCGUUAUAAAACGUUUCGGACUUCAAAGGGUAGAUACUGUACUACUGCCGAGAAUUAAGUAUGGAUUUCAAAGGGGUUUUGGUGAAUAUCUUCGGCCAAAAUCGGCAAAUAGUAUUAUGUGCUGCAGGCACAGCAGUUGCUCUGAUAGGACUCGGUGUUGUAUAUAAAUAUACGCGUCCAGAGAAAAAGUUUAGUCGUGUGGGAGUUGUUUCCCAGCUGCUGGUUUAUCCUAUGAAGUCUGGGAAAGUGGUGUCGGUGGAGACGGCCGAAUGUCUACGAAUGGGGCUGAAAUAUGGCGAACUGCGGGAUCGUCACUGGCUGGUCAUCACGGAGGACGGACACAUGGUGACGGGCAGACAGCAGCCUCGUCUGGUUUUGGUGACAUUGAGCUGUGAAGGUGGACAGCUGUGUCUCAAUGGACCCGAGAUGGAGGAAUUAAGGGUUCCUCUUAACCAGCCCAAUAAUCCAGUUGUGCCCUGCAGAGUCUUUAGUAGAGACGUUGAGGGCAGAGACUGUGGGGACGAUGUGUCUAACUGGCUUACACGAUACCUGGAAUCUGACAAGACUGUUCGUCUGGUGCAUUUUGAACCCCAUCUAAAGCCCCAAAAGCCUUUUGAGAAAGAUCCCCUCUUUCCUAAGGAUGAAAAGGUAGCCUAUCCUGAUGCUGCUCCCAUCAUGCUAAUGUCAGAGUCCUCUGUUAGGGACCUGAAUACCCGAUUGGAUAAGGAUGUUACUAUCUAUCAAUUUCGUCCCAGUAUUGUUGUCAGUGACUGUGAGGCCUUCACAGAGGACACAUGGGAUCAUAUUCAGAUUGGCAAAGUGGAGCUAAAGAGAGUUGUUGGCUGUGGAAGAUGCGUUCUUACCACUGUUGACCCUGAGACUGGAGUCAUCACCAGGAAAGAACCACUGGAUACUCUCAAAACAUAUCGACUGACUGACCCUAAUCAGAAAACUGCACCAAUAUUGGGACAGUACUACACUGUCAAGAAAACGGGUGUCCUACAUGUGGGUGAAACUGUUUAUAAGAUCAGCUAUUGAAAUGACCGGACAGGAUAGAAUGCAGAACCUUAUAAUAAAAUCUAGUGACUGACUUGCAAGGAGAAAUGCCAUUUGCUUACACACAAUAAUAAAAAAAAAAGUUAGACAAAAUCAGUAUACUUCUUAUAAAUUUUCCUUGAAUAAGAAAUAUAAAGUAAUAUAGAGUGAUUGAGAGAGAGAGAUUGUUUUGUAAAAAAGUCCUAUGUUUUAGCUAGAUCAAAUGUCUUGGAGAUUCCAAAACCACUAGGUUUUCAGCAAAUUUAAAAGGAUAGUUUACUUAAAAAUGAAAUUGUCAAUAUUUACUCUAUUUUUUUGUGGAAUACAAAAUAAAUUUCUUCUUUAGUAAAAAUUCUUCUUUUGUGUUCCUCAAAACAGCACCACAAGGGCGAGUAAAUAAUGACCGCUUUGUGUUUUGAGUGAACUAAUUCUUUAAUGUGAAAUGAGAAGAUUUGUAUUCAGUAUUUCAGUAUUCUAUAUGCACCUUAAAAUUACCAAUGUAUUGGGAAUGUAAUUUUACAUUGUAAAAAUGCUCUGAUGUAAAGUUCAUGUAACUGCUCAAAUCAGUACCUUAAUUUAAAUACACUGAUAUAAGGAA